CGACCCUGCCUCGCACAGCCACUGAGACAGCUGCCUGCCUGCAGCCGCCCCGGCAUCGGGUUGUGCUGGAUCGGCAGACUCAGAAGCCGGUGCAUGGUCAGCUGAACCAUGAGGAUCCAAAGUCUCACCCUGCUCUCCAUCCUCCUCCUGGCUGCUCAGGCACUCUCAGCAAAGGUCAAAAAUGGAGUAAGGCACGGACAGAGUGAUACACCAGACAGAAACUCAUCAGUUCCUUUGAGCAAGCCCCACAUUAAGCAGAGGAGUUGGACAUCCAAGUCCACAACCAGUGGCAAAUUUGACACCCAAGACCAGGCCUCCUGCACAUGGACUGUGGCCGAGCAGGUGCUGGGCAUCACCCUAAAGGUUGAGUGCACUCAGCUGGACCACAGGUUUUCUUGUGUCUUUGCCGGCAAUCCCACUGCGUGCCUGCAGCUCCACGGCCAUGUCUACUGGAAGCAAAUGGCGCGGGCACUGCGCAAACAGAAGAACCUCUGUGGAGACUUCAGGGGUGCCCUGAAGACCAAGGUGUGCAGAAAGCAGUUUCCAGAAUCUAACCUCAAGCUGGUGAACUCCACUCUGAUCGGGGCCGUGAAGCCCAGGAAGGAGUCCAGGGAGCACCCCCAGAGGGAGCGGGUCAAGAUCAAAGGGACUCCUUCCGUGGAGACAGGCAAGGCCCAAGAGGAUGCCCACACCAGCCCAGCAGUGAGCCAGGCCACACCCACCAAGGGCCCCGAGUGCGUGGAGGACCGGGAUAUGGUCAAUCAGAGGAAGACCGCCCUGGAGUUCUGUGGGGAGACCUGGAGCUCCCUCUGCACAUUCUUCCUCACCAUGAUACAGGACAGGUCGUGCCGGUGACGUCCGAAGCUGACAGGUGCCAUUCAGAGACGCCAGGUCAUAAAGCUCUCCGAGUUCCCCCUGAGAGAACUGUUGUGCUCUGAGAGUAACGUGGAGUAUUGAAGUGGAUUUUGUAAUUCUUAGCUUUAUGUUCUACAAUGUGCUUUUUUUUUUCACUUUUUUGGAUUGAAUUUCAGAAGCUGUUUUCCCCAGGACACAUGUCCAAGGUUCACAAAGCUACAUGUGCAUGAGCCAUGAGCAAGCCAGAGUGAUGAUUCCAGGACAAGGCUUUUUUUGCUGGAUCAACAAAGAUGAUCAAACUCGGGAUGUUUCUCAGAAAGAUGCUCGGCCAUUGUCUACUUUCUCUACCUCUUGUUCCAAAUAAACUUGUGGCUCAUUAUAAACAGGAAUACAUAUGCCAGUCAAUAAAAUAUCAAAUGAGCAGCUUCCUGUUUCACCCAGCCCAUGCUGGCCCCCAGUGUGGUCCCCACCAGAAUUGCUCUUUCUGGUUUUAUUCAUUGGUCUGUGCUGUUUGGUGCUACUGAAAUAAAACAAAC
This is a messenger RNA of Lepus europaeus (European hare), 1391 nucleotides long. RefSeq names its product fibroblast growth factor-binding protein 1-like. Gene Ontology annotation, molecular function: growth factor binding. Gene Ontology annotation, biological process: cell-cell signaling. The record is from RefSeq and is a predicted model, not a curated record. The coding region runs from base 109 to 855 and encodes 248 amino acids. The transcript has 2 exons. Lineage: Eukaryota; Metazoa; Chordata; Mammalia; Lagomorpha; Leporidae.